Eriocheir sinensis (Chinese mitten crab) is the source of this 6259-nucleotide messenger RNA. RefSeq names its product ankyrin repeat domain-containing protein 13D-like. The record is from RefSeq and is a predicted model, not a curated record. Gene Ontology annotation, molecular function: protein binding. The transcript is spliced from 17 exons. Gene Ontology annotation, cellular component: cytoplasm. Bases 377 to 2437 code for a protein of 686 amino acids. Lineage: Eukaryota; Metazoa; Arthropoda; Malacostraca; Decapoda; Varunidae.
AGUGUCCUGACGAAAUAACCCUCGGCCAGCAGACGACAGCAGCAGCAGCACCCGCCUCCCUCACCUGUCUCGUGCACCUGCCUCACCUGCCGCCCUGCCAGCAUGUACCCCGGUGUGUGAGGCCGAGCUCAAGCACCACCUCCAGCCAGCGCCCCGGAGACAAGGUGGAGAGAAAAAAUUGAGCAUCACCCAUCACUAGUAGGAAAUGUGGGUGAACAUAAUGGAGCAACAGUUUGUCCUCUGAGGAUCCCAGUGUUGUGCAGAGUUUGGUGCAGGCGUCCAAAUAUUCCCAGGCAGAAGAUUCUUUACGUGACUUUGCCUUGUUUGGUUAAGUUAGAAAAGUUUGCUUCUCUGCUGAAAGAGUGCGACUGCCAUUAUGAAUGAUUAUGGCAGUGCUGAAAGCAACACUGCCAGUGACACAUCCCCUUCAAAUGGAGACCUUAAGCUGGAAGGAGCAAAUUCCCUCCAGGAGAAUGAAAUAAAUGGUGAGAGAAACAACACAAAGGUGGAACAUGAAGAAGUGGAGAAAAAAGGUGGUCCAGAUGUCUAUCCGCUCCACUACCUGGUGUGGCACAACAAUUACCGCAAGUUGGAAAAGGAGCUUACGGAAAACAAGCACAACAAGGAGCUGCGCGACCCUCGAGGCCGCACACCCCUCAUGCUGGCUGUCACCCUUGGCCACCUGGAGUCCUCAAGGGUGCUGCUGCGGCACCACUGUAAUGUCAACGUAGAAAGUUCAGAUGGUUGGACAGUGCUGCAGGAGGCAACAGCCACAGGGGACCCGGAGCUCCUGGGGGUGGUACUGGAGGGGCGGGACAUGCAGCGCUACUCCUCUAGGAUCGCCGGCAUCCCCACACUGCUCUCCAAGCUUAAGGAGGCUCCAGACUUCUAUGUGGAGAUGAAGUGGGAAUUCACAAGUUGGGUGCCACUUGUGUCCCGGAUGUGCCCAAGUGACACCUACAGAGUAUACAAGAGUGGCUCCAAUGUGCGCAUUGACACAACACUAAUUGGGUUUGAUCAGACCAGCUGGCAGCGAGGAAACAGGAGCUACAUCUUCAAGGGGCAGGCUGAUGGUGCCACAAUGAUGGAAGUGGAUCAUGAGACUGGGCAGGUCUACAUGGAGAACAUGCGGACACUCCCACCAGAGCAGGCACAGGCCUACAUGCGUCCACAUCCUGGCAUGUUGUCCCAGAGGCUCACCACACCUAUUGCCAUCACCUACAUUGACACUGAAAAGAUCAGCUUUGAGAGGGAUAAAGCUGGCAUCUGGGGCUGGCGAAGUGACAGAAGUGAAAAUGUUAAUGGGCAUGAUUGUAAGGUUUUUUCUGCAACCAAUGUAGAGCUUGUGACAAAGACUCGAACCGAGCAUCUCACUGAUGCUGACAAGGAGAAGUCAUCUCCUAGGAGUCCUAUUCAGUCUUUCCUAAACAUUGCUGAAGUGGAGGAGAAGCAAAACUCUCCCUCUUCAUCUGAAGAGAGUGAGUCCUGCAGCCUCAACAAUCCAACCAAUAUUACGGCAGAGGAAUACUUCAACCCUGAGGUGGACCUGCAAGGACGAGACAUUGGCCGACCUAAAGAAGUUGCCAAGAAAGUACAAAGCUUUAAGGCACACCUAUGGCUGGCAGAGGAGUACCCUCUUAAACUGCAGGACCAAGUGAUGCCUAUUGUGGACCUCAUGGCCAUCAGCUCCUCACAUUUUGCCAAAUUGAAACACUUCAUCCAGAUGCAGCUGCCCAAUGGAUUCCCAGUGAAAAUUGAAAUCCCACUCUUCCAUGUCCUAACAGCAAGAAUAACAUUUGGUAACAUAUUUGGUGUUGAUGCUCCCAUCAACAAAGUGUCCACAGUCACUGAAGAAGACAGAUUAUCUUGUGUAAUAGAGGAAGAUGCAUUUGAUCCUCCAUCAAGUUACACUGUCAUUGGUCAUUCGGACCAGCAGCACCUACAGAUGAGCCUGGAUGAGGAUGAUGCACUGCUGCAAUAUGCCAUUCAACAGUCACUGGUUGAGGCUGGCACUGAGCAGGAUCAAGUGGACAUUUGGGAAGCACUGCAGGCUGACCACCGCCCCCCACCAGGAAGGCAAGGGCCCAACUCGAAGCCCGGCUCACGCCCCAACACUCCGGCCCACCUAGGACUGCAGACAGUGGAGGACACACAGCUGCAGAGAGCCAUUGAGGAGUCUUUGGCGUUGAACACGAGGGGAGGUGUUCUGCAGCUCUCUUCUCAGCCUACUACCUUUGGUCAACUACACAGGGAGCCUGAGGGAGACAUAGAAGUGCCUGGCGGACUGGCAGUAACCCCAGGAGGAAGUAUAUUAGACUCUGAGAUGGCCAUGGCUCUGUCCCUCUCACAACAACAACAGGAAGAAGAAGAAGCAAGGCAGAAACAGGAAGAGGAAACUCUAAAGCGUAUCCUGGAAUUGUCCCUCACUGAGAAAUAAUGUAUAUUUUAGCCUAGAUUGAAGUAGCUAAGAAUACUGCCAUUGUAUACAUUGUACUUAUGAGUCGUACUAAUUUGGUACUGAUGGGAAAUAAGAAUGCUGGGAUUCCUGGGCAAGCUAUCAGAGUUGGGAUAUGAAAGUAUAAUUUGCUACUAUUAUGUAAAAAAACAGUACUCAUCGUUAUGAAUGAUACCGUUUGUUGCAAAGCUAUUUUGUGGAAAUUUAUAAUUAGGUUUCAAAUUUGUCAAAGUGUAAUGUAUUGUUUGGUGGGAAAUAUAGUCUGCAGUAACUUGUUGAUAGGUUUUGUUGACACAUAGUGCCUCUUCUUAGCCAUUUUGUACAGUUUCCUGAAGUAAAAAUGUUUUGUCGUGACAUAUGCACACUAUAACCUUAUUUGUCUGGCACUGAUAGUUCAGUGGCGACUAUGUAGUGUGAAAAAAAUGGGAGUGCUUUAAAAAUGGAACAAAUUUCUAUAACAUACCAAGAUGUCAUGUAUAAUACUAUUAUUUUUAAUUAACUUUUACUUUAAUGAUUUUUAUAUAUGCCAUUGUUUUGCUGGUGAAUGUGAGGUGUGACUGCUAGUGUAUAUUCUAUUAUCAGUAAAACUGAGCUUUACUUUCCAAGUCUUUCAUGGUACUUUAUAUUGUUGUCAAAAUAAUACUAGUACUGUAAAGUUAAGUCUUGUAAAAUAUCAUUAGUUAAUUAUAGUCUAAUGACAAUUUGUUUAUGAGAAUCUAAUUAUUACAAUAACAUUACUUUCUUACUGAAAACAAGAAAACGAAGGUUUAAAUUAGAUUUCAAGUUAAAUCAUAAAUAAUUUUAUCGACUGUGACUGUGGCUUCAUUGUGGCAGGUUAAUCUGUUGAUCAACCUCACUCAACAGAAGCCUCUACCAGUCACCUAACUUUAACGAUAAGCUGUGAGUAGGGGCACUGAAGUACUUUCCUUUCAUGAUUUAUCAUGCUGAAACAAAAACUGAUGCAUAGUUUCUUAAUUUAAAGUCAAUACAAUAAUAUAAGUCGACACAAGAUCGAUUUCCGAUUCGGCUGUCUGACAAUAAGGAGAAUGUUGCUUCGCUUCUUAACAAAGGAAUAAAUCUGUAUUUACUACCAGUAUUAUCACUAUCAAGAGUAACAUUCUCAAGUAGCUUUGUAACCUCCAAGUCAUUCUGUGCAUGAUGGUUGUGAGGCUACUGAAGGAUGCGGUUACAUUCACUGAAAAUUACAGACUAAAAUAUGUGGGCAACAUCACACUGAAUUGCCUAAUUUUUAAGAUAUGGUUAAAUGUCAUGAUUUCCUCUUAGUUUCUAAGGCAAACAAACAAACCAAAAAAUGAGUACUGAGUAUGUCUACCAGCAACAAUGUUAUUGAAAAAUCUGAAAACCUAAAACUGUACAGUCUUAACCUCUGAGGAGUUCUUGUGUUGUAAAGUACAGGAAAAUUACAUACUGAUCCCAAGCUAGGUCUAUUCUGAAGGUGUCACACAUCUAAGUAAUGCCUUUAUAUAUAUUUUUUAAUAUUAUUUUGUAUUUAAUUCCCAUCAAUAUGAAAAAAGAAACUGCUUUGUUAAAUGUGCUCACUCAUGUCUUAUUUUUCUGCUCAGCAGCCAGAACAAGUGUAUCACUUUUUUGAGCUUGUAAGUUAUAUAUUUUUAUAUUAGUGCAGGUGUGCUUCAUGGUAGACACUUUCUAUAAUACUACGAGACUUACAUCAGGAUACUUUAAGCACAAUAAUAUUCAUGACUUCAAAUAUAUUCACUCAUAAUUUUUUUUUGUGUAGGAAGAAUGCAGCUUAUAACAUUUAAUUUAGAGAAAAAAUGACAACCAACAUCACUACUUGCCAUACUAAAAUGUAGUUCACUUUGUAAAGGUAUAUUUUUUUAUAGUGAUGUGCUAAUUGUAUAUACAAACAUUUACUUAAUUAAGACCUUAGACAACAAUUAGUAAACAGCAGUGACUAUAAAAGUUUAAAAUGUCAGGAUGGACACUUGUGGAUUUAUUUAUACUUGCAGAAACCUAUUUUUGCUAUAUCCAUCUAUGUAUAUGUCAAGAAACCUUAUUCCUUGAAAAGCCUUCAUGUUUCAUGUGUCCGACAUUACAAUCCUGUGUUUGGAAUGCAGCUAUGUAUAUGUAUAGCACACUUUAUAUGCUUCAUACUGUAAAAGCUGAUUAGUUAAAGCAAUGUGUACUUCACAAAAUAUCUGAGGAGUUUGAUGUGAAAGAAAUACAAGUGGAGGUUGUGAUUCGUGUGAUAUGAUACUCAGCUGUAACGAGAAAACUGGUCCAUGUUAUGCCACUAGAGGAAGUGAUAUGUGACCAAGUAUAGGCUUUAUGGACUUAAUCAGGAGCAAAGCCCCAUUCCCACCUUCCUGACCUUUAAGGAGAUUUGUACUGAUUUCGUCAAUCUGGAGGCAUCAGGAGGAACCAGUAUGAUAUCUGUGGAAUCAUCUCAGUAAACUGUAGUAAACCAAAGACUAAGGUCUGCUGUGGUUUGGUACAGAGCCGCAAUUGGCCACAGAAUUACCCUGAUGCAGGUUCAUGCCGGUUGGCCGUGGCACUAUGGUCUGCAGCGGUCAGAUUCUACUGCAAGGAUGCAAACAGAACACACUAUAUUAUCCUGUACUAUCAGGACAUAUAUGCCACUCUGGAAGAGGAGAGUCUGACCCGAGGGCCAGUCAGGCCUAGAAGUCUGUGACAAAAUAGUCACUUUGGGGUCAGUCAUCGAUGAUGAGAACACCAUUUCAGAAACCCAGCAUGAGGGUCAGCCCUCAGACACUGAAUGAGAUUACAUGGAUACUCAGGGAAGGAAAAGAAGACAAAAGUCUCUGCUGUUUUGGAUCCUACAGUGGAGAUGGAAAUGGCUGUCUUAUUUCAGGAAACAAGUUUCUCUAUAAGGAGGGACGCAAAAACAUGCCUUGGUUUAAACAUUUCCCUUUCUUGGAGUAUUUGUUAUUUUUGCCUGAUCAGUAAUUUUGCCAAUGCUAAAUCAUUUCUGCAAUCCCUUUCUAGCUCUACAUGUUGUGGUAGAACCAGCAUCUUCUAGUAAGGUGUCAGCCACAAUUUUAUACAGUGAUGUGACCUGCAGGUGAACCAUUAGCUAUAACGUUGUCGAUGGUUCUCAUAAGUCUGCAUGAAUUGUAACCAAACCUUUGCAAACCCUAGUGAACCACAGUGAAAAGUGAACAGCUGUAACCUAUCGUGGCCUAACCAUGGCUUCAUCAUAGUGUAAUCGUAGACAACUGUGCAGCUGACCAUCAUGGUAAUACCAUAACUAGGUCAUGGCAGGUAGAAGCUAAAUCACUGGAAAUUUUACAGGCGUCAUAGCUGACAUCAAAAGAUCUUAUGGCCCGAGUCAUCCUGACUGUUGGGUCCAGAACGAAUCUGUAUAAAUCAGUGUCCUAAUUGUGAAGGUGGGAACUUGGCUUUACUCAAGAGUAAUGGAUUGCAGUGACAGCAAAUUACUAUUUUGCUGUUGCUAAUUUAUGGUAAUUUCAAUAUGAAAGUAUUGUAAGUCAGUAAAAGACUAUUUAUAUAUCUAGCAAUUAUCUUAGAUUUACAUAGGCUGUUAAUGCCACCUCUAGUUAAAUGAACCCAUCUUUUCAGAGGAACUAACACCUUGCAUUACUUUUAUGAGCCUUCCAGUGCUAAACUUUUCAUGUACUGUGAUAUGUGAAGAGUCAAGGUAUCAGUACUUCCAAGAGCCAUAUCUUACAGUUAGAAAUGUGUAUGAAAGGUGUGAGAAAAGAAAGAAUGUAUGGGAUUUAGAGAUUACUGCAGCUGCCUUGAAUUAAAACAACUACUGCCAAAUAUAAUCCAUCUUCAUUA